This is a messenger RNA of Phyllotreta striolata, 4636 nucleotides long. The record is from the annotation of a GenBank genome assembly. NCBI's taxonomy places the organism in Eukaryota, Metazoa, Arthropoda, Insecta, Coleoptera, Chrysomelidae.
GUCAAACAAAAAGUCACAAAUGCUUUCUCAUUCGGCCGAAUUGAUUUAUGUGUUUAUUUAUUUACCAUUAAAAUAGAACAAGAACUAUGAAUUAAAUCAUCGGAACGCAUUAAAAACCAAUUAAUUCAACAUGAACAUGUACAACGCCAUGCAGAGCGUAGGGGAUGUAGGCAUGGUGUGGAUGGGGAUGGGUCAAUCUUCGGCCGAUAUCACCAUGGGCGGGCUGAUGCACAGCGACCCCGGAGACAACGUGCUAGAACAAGACAGCGUCUACUACACCCCGUCCCAUCGCAGCAUGUCCAACAUAUCCACCCAAUCGUUAGAGGACGUUCGCACCGGCCGGUGCUCAUCCCGAAUGGACACGAUGGAGAACUACGACAUGCUCCACUACUUGGACAUAAAGAACGAAAGCAACGAUUCCAGCUAUCUGAUGGACGACGACGACGACGUCUCGCACAACGACGACGCCGUCUACAUGAUAACGACGUCGACCCAAACGACGCCGUGCCCCAACAGGAAGAUCCGGCCGAUCAAGCACCCCGGAUUGGUGUUGAAGACGCCCAUAGCCUACCAGAGCGACACCGAUCCAUCGGUGAUACCCAUACAAAAGGACGGGAUAGCGGUGUGCGAGAAAUGCGGCGCCAUCGGCGUCAAGCACGCCUUCUACACGCGCGAACGUAGGUUCUGCAGCAUGGCCUGCGCCCGCGGUUACAGCGGUCUCAUUCCGGAGCCUUUGCCCAGGCAACACCAACAGCCACUUGCGCAGCAAACUUCAUCGGACGACGACGAGGCGAAUCGGAAGCGCUUCGCCCAAUACCGCUUCGCCGUGCACGCCGAGGACGAUUUCACCGAUUGCUAUCUCGACAGACCUCUGGCCCAAUUGUCUCCCCUGCCGGAAUUGCCGCCGGUGGACGACGCCUCGCCGUUGAUCCGCCGGAAACCGUCGGAAUUGGCCAACACGUUCGAUUGGGAAUCGAACUUCUCCGAUCCGUAUUUCACGGCGGCUUCGGUGACGUGCUUCAAGCACGCCCCCAUGGCGGACAUUUGGGACAACAUCAUGGUGGGCAUGAAGGUCGAGGUGGAGAACACCGAUCGCGAGAACGCCUCGGAACGGUUCCCCGACUCCUUUUGGGUGGCCACCGUCAUGCGCAUCGUCGGCUACAAGGCGCAGCUCCGCUACGAAGGUUUCGGUUCGAACAGCUCGAAGGACUUUUGGGUGACUCUCUGCUCGAAUCAGGUGCACCCGGUGGGUUGGUGCGCGACGCGCGGCAAGCCUUUGAUACCGCCGAAAACGAUCGAGGACAAGUACUCGGAUUGGAAGGAUUUCCUGCGCAAACGGUUGACCGGCGCGCGCACGUUACCGUCGAAUUUCACGCAACGCGCCCAAGAGAGCCUCAAGUCGCGCUUCGAGCGAGGCCUCAAUCUCGAAGUGGUCGACAAGAAUCGCAUAUCGCAAGUCAAAUUGGCCGUGGUGCACAAGAUUGUCGGUAAACGGUUGAACGUGAGAUACUACGACAUGCCGGCCGAAGACGGGGGCUUCUGGUGUCACGAGGACUCGCCCUUGUUGCAUCCGGUCGGAUGGGCCAGAAAAGUGAAUCAUCAUUUGGUGGCUCCGGUGAACUACCUGGAACGAUUGAAUCAAGGCAUCUACGACGACGACGACGCCACCGAGGAAUCCUUCAAUCCCUAUCAGGUCGGGUUCGUGGACAACGUCCCGUCGGGCUUCGAGGUCGGCAUGAAAUUGGAGGCGAUCGAUCCGUUGAAUUUGUCUUCGAUUUGCGUCGCCACCGUCAUGGACGUGUUGGAUUUCGGCUACAUCAUGAUCAGGAUCGAUACAUACGAUGCGGACGUUACGGGAGCCGAUUGGUUUUGCUACCACGUCAAAUCGCCCUGUAUAUUCCCGGUGGGAUUCUGCGACAAGUUCGACAUACCGCUCACGCCGCCCAAAGGUUACGAUCAAUCGACGUUCGAUUGGCGAACGUAUUUGGCCCAAAUCGAUCACCGUCCGGCCGAUCCGGCCCUGUUCAACACGUUCGUACCGUUACACGGGUUCCAACAGGGCAUGAAAAUCGAGGCGGCCGAUCUGAUGGAUCCCCGAUUGGUCUGCAUCGCCACCGUAGCCAAAGUGGCCGGUCGCCUACUCAAAGUGCAUUUCGACGGUUGGGAGGAGGAGUACGACCAAUGGUUGGACUGCGAAAGCCCUGACAUCUACCCGGUGGGUUGGUGUCAGAGCGUGGGGCACAAAUUAGAAGGCCCCCCGUCGUUCGUCAGGCAAACCAUCCAGCCCGUUAAAUCGCCUAAAGUCAAGAAAAAAAAUCGCAAAAAGAAGCCGAAACCGCAGCAGCAACAACAACAACAACAACACCAGCGUCCCGACGGCGACGACGACGACGUCGACGACGCCAAAUCGUCGCGGAAAUCCGACGGGGAACCGGCGACGCCCGACUCGAACAUGGAUCGCUCGGAGUAUCCGGAUUCGAAGCAUUCCAGUCGUUCGGAUAGAGAGGACGUUUCGAUCGCGACGCCGCCUACUACAAUACGCGUCGCGACGUCUCUUAACGGAGACGACGACGGUCGCAAGAAGGCUGAAGAUGUCAAAAGGCAGGAGGAGCCGCCCGUCGAGCGGCGCGCCACUUCGUACGUCAAUUCGACGUCGAGCAACGGUAAUAAAGUGAUACCGCGUUUGAUAGACGCUACGACUAGCGGAGCGGGUGAAUUGUGCCCCGACGAAUGGAGCAUCUUCGAUGUGGCCCAGUUUCUCAGGGUGAACGAUUGCGUGAAUUAUUGCGACGCUUUCAGCAAACACAAAAUCGACGGGAAGACGUUGUUGUCGUUGAGCAAGGAGGACAUUGUGGAGUUUACGGGAGGGAAGGUGGGGCCUUCGUUGAAGAUCUUCGAUUUGGUGCAGCAGCUGAAGAUCAAAGUGAACCCGUCGAAGGUGCGACUGAUGAAAGCGAACGUCAAAAAAGUCUUAUAGUGCCUCUGUAGAAUUUUUCUUAGGUCGGUUUUUUUGAUUUAAAUAUUUUUUUAGGCGUAAAUUGAGGUAAGAAUCUUGAGAGGAUCGUGGUUUUUUUAUUAUUGAUUUGUAAAUAUUAGAAUUGUAACGAUCGUAAGAGAUUAUUCGUAUAUUUAAUUUAAUCGGUUGGUUUGAUUUAUAUUCACGAUGGUAAUUUCGUUUUUUACCUGCAACGUUUGUUUGUCAUUUUAUUCGUUUAUUUUUUUUUAAAUCAGUAUUGUAUCUUAAUUUUUUUUGGAGUUUUUGCGUGUGAUUUGAGUUGCUCAUUUCUUUUUAUUUGCAAACUGAUAGGUAAUAAUUUUUUUGUAAUAAAGAAACGAAAAGCAAAUAUAAAAUUUAUAUUAUCAGAUUGGCUACUCUAAAUCGACCUUCAACACCAAAUAGGGGGAUGAAAAUUGUUAGUAACUAUUAAUUAUUAUUACAUUAUGUAAAAAAAUACUUCCACAACUUCAUUAAAUGCCAACGUUACGGUUCCAAUUCGAACCAAAUUUAAAUAUCCAACGAUUUCUGCACUUCAUCUAUAGCUUUCGCAGACUCUCGCAAAGCCUCGGUUUCUUCUUCCGUUAAAUUUUGCAUCACCACUUUCGAUACUCCAUCGCUUCCCAACACGGCCGGUAAGGACAAAAACACCUCGGAAUCUAUGCCGUGAUAACCCUAAUAAAAAAAAGUCACCUUUUAUGUACAAGCAUAACAGCACACCCGACAAGUUAGAGGCCGCGUUUAGACAGUUAAAAUCGCCAUAUUGUAUGAUAGUCGGCGGACCGAUCGCUCACCUCGAAUCCUCGCUCCUUUUCUAAUACACAUUUACGCAAACCACCCUGUAUACACUGUGCUUCAUUCCAGAUCCCAACAUAGGGGAUGCGAUAGAGAAAACUUCCAUUAGACACUUAUAAAGGAAAAGGAAAGAGUGACAUUUAUGUCAUUGCAACUUUUCACUUUGACAACUGUCAUUUUAAUAAUCUUUCCUUGUUCCACUCAUAGAAACGACCAUGUUGCGGUCCGAAUUGAAGCAAUACGUAUACAAACAGCUACAUUCAUACGCAAUAACGCAAUAGCCAAAAAAAAAAAAACGUGAAUUUUUAAUUCAAACCAUUCCCAUCGUACAACUACACAUAUACCCCACUCUCCGCAACGCCGAAAGCGCCGAGCCACUCCCUCAAAUUUUGAUGCCUCCUUGAAUCUCCUCCAACAUGGCCGCCGUAAACUUGAGCGCGCACCGUUCGUUCGAGGCCAGUUUCUGCAGCACCACCUUCUCCACGCCGUUGCUGCCCAGCACGGCCGGCAGCGACAGGAACACCUCCUGGUCCAGGUUGUGCAUGCCCUGAAAUUAACCGGGGGAUGGGAUCGGGAGAGAGUGGGUCAGGGAAAGAAAAGCCUCCGCGCGGACAGUACCUUGACUAAAACGGACACGGCGUGCACGUUGUGCUGAUUGGUGAGUAUCGUAUUGGCCAAAGCGGCGGCGCUCAAACCGAUCGCCCAAUUGGUGAAGCCCUUCAGCUUGAUGAUCUCGUAGGCCGAUUGCACCACGUCCCGGUGGAUCACCUUCCAGCACUCCGGAUCGUCGUCGGUGCCCAAUUUCGGUGAGAUGUCCUUCAGCCGGACGCCGGCCACGUUCACUCC